AUGGAUCUCUUCCCUCGCUCCGGAGUCAGUUCUGGCGGUGACCGUCCGCCAGCCUACAAAGCGAUUGGAAUUGCACUCGCGGUUGCCUCUGGGCUGUUUAUUGGGGUUUCGUUUGUGCUGAAGAAGGUUGGUCUCUUACGAGCGAACGUUAAGUACAACGAGGAAGCCGGCGAAGGAUAUGGAUAUCUCAAGAACUUGUGGUGGUGGUCGGGCAUGACACUCAUGAUCAUCGGCGAAAUCUGCAACUUUGUGGCCUAUGCUUUCGUGGACGCCAUUCUGGUGACGCCUUUAGGCGCCCUCUCUGUUGUGAUCACGACGAUCUUGUCUGCCAUUUUCCUGAAGGAGCGCCUGAGUUUUGUGGGUAAGGUGGGCUGUUUCACCUGUAUCUUGGGGUCGGUAGUUAUCGCGCUGAAUGCGCCUGAGCAGUCGUCUGUUGCCGAUAUCCAGGAGAUGAAAGAAUAUGUUAUAGCGCCGGGUUUUCUGUCAUAUGCCGGUGUUAUAAUUGUGGCAUGUGCCAUAACGGCUAUCUGGGCAGGGCCGCGGUACGGCAAGCGGAGCAUGUUCGUCUACAUCGGCAUCUGCAGUCUGAUCGGAGGGUUGAGUGUGGUGGCUACUCAAGGUUUGGGUGCGGCCUUUCUGGCUCAAAUCAACGGCGAGUCUCAGUUCAAGGAGUGGUUCAUGUAUGUGCUACUCGUAUUCGUAAUUGCGACGCUGUUGACCGAGAUUAUAUAUCUCAAUAAAGCGCUUAACAUCUUCAAUGCUGCUCUCGUCACACCCACCUACUACGUCUUCUUCACGAGCUCUACCAUUAUCUCCUCCGCCGUCCUUUUUCGAGGGUUCAAAGGAACAGGCAUGCAAAUCGCUACUGUCAUUCUCGGCUUUCUGCAGAUUUGCGCGGGUGUCGUUUUACUGCAACUAUCCAAAUCCGCCAAAGACGUUCCUGAUGCAGCCGUCUUCAAAGGCGACCUCGACCAGAUUCGCGAAGUCGCAACGCAAGAAGAGCCGGAAUAUGAACCAAAGGCCGAUGCCAUUCGCGGCACUGCCGCUAUUAUCCGCCGCCUAUCCACCCCGCGCCGCAAUAUCGAGGCUGAAGAAGCACGUCGAUAUGUUCGCGAACGAGAAGAAGACACCAAGCCACCGGCUGACAACGAGAUUAUCGAAUGGGACGGUCUGCGCAGGCGCAAGACUGUCCUCAGUGAGAAAUCUCUACGGCGCACACCCACGCCGCUACCUCCGUUAGGAAUGUCUCGCUUUCCCGAGGACUCGCCAGAGGACUCCAAUCCUACUUCCCCCAGAGUACAUUCCUUCAUGAACGAGCUUCGAUCGCGGACUUCCAGCAUCAUGAACUCGUCAUGGAGACCAGUACCUGGAGACCAACCCGGCCAUGACUCGGUACCGGGAUCAGAUUCUAAGGAUGUGGACACCAGCUACCCUGGGGCGCAUCCGCCACGGACCGUCUCAUGGGCGGACGAAGAGCAAGACCAAUCCCGCUUAGCUGCCCCAGCACCCCCACCACACCGUCACUUCUCCUUCCGCGAGAUAUUCGCCAGGGCCAAGUCACCCGUCGACACAUCAAGGCCAAACAGCAGCAGCCGCAGCCGCAGUCCCCGAGGCAUCCUACGCCGAGGCCACGUGCGGAAUAUGACAUCUGAAGAAGAGCAUCUAGGACUCGUUCAGGGCGACACAAUUGCCGAUUACGUGAAUGAGAACCAGAAACACGAACGCUUGGGAACGAACUCAGAGAGCAGUCAUGAUGAUAGCGAAUAUGAAACCUAUAACUACGACACUUACGACCCCUAUGAUGACGAAAAACCGGACCGUCUGCCGUCUGGCCGAAGUUUGAAGUCCCACUCGUCUCUUUACCCCCCGCGACUCCGGUUGAACCCAUUACCACCACUACCAGAUAACGAAUCGGCGCUGGAUUUGUCCAACGGGGAACACAGCCAACAAGAGUACCAGCCCCAAGCCGAACAGCAACAACCCUCGGAAAGCAGUCGAGGAUCGCUGUUGGCCGUCCCUCGCAGUCAGAGCGGAUGGCGUCGGCACGAUUCCGCGAGCAGCGCAGGAAGCAAAGGUGGCCAGGGCUGGGCGUUUGUAUAG
Molecule: messenger RNA, 2100 nt
Organism: Aspergillus mulundensis
Lineage: Eukaryota; Fungi; Ascomycota; Eurotiomycetes; Eurotiales; Aspergillaceae
Product: DUF803 domain membrane protein
Exons: 2
Coding region: 1-2100 (699 amino acids)
Biological process (GO): magnesium ion transport
Cellular component (GO): membrane
Molecular function (GO): magnesium ion transmembrane transporter activity
Source: RefSeq, a predicted model, not a curated record